Suillus subaureus is the source of this 686-nucleotide messenger RNA. Its product is annotated as P-loop containing nucleoside triphosphate hydrolase protein. The record is from RefSeq and is a predicted model, not a curated record. Gene Ontology annotation, molecular function: ATP binding; RNA binding; ATP hydrolysis activity. NCBI's taxonomy places the organism in Eukaryota, Fungi, Basidiomycota, Agaricomycetes, Boletales, Suillaceae. Gene Ontology annotation, cellular component: nucleus. Gene Ontology annotation, biological process: ribosome biogenesis. Bases 1 to 684 code for a protein of 227 amino acids. The transcript is spliced from 6 exons.
AUGCUUGUCCCCCUUCCUCAAAGCGAAAAUUGCGCUAGCCCGUUAACAGUGGAAGACAUUGGUCAACGACCCAAUCUAUCUACCAAUUCCGUAGCGAAGGAUGACACUCCCCAUGCUACUCGUGGUGUUUAUGAUCCUCCGGGGUGCGGCAAGACCCUUCUAGCAAAUACAAUAGCCGGGGAGCUUGGUGUUCCCGUUAUCACUGGUAUACCUGCUCCAUUCAUAGUGUCUGGCUUGUCUGGAGAGUCCGAAAACACACUACAAGAUACAUUUGACGAAGCUAAGAUCGACACUAUCACUCCAAAACGAAUUGAAGAUAAGCCUGUGGUUGUCACUAGGGCCACAAACCGACCAGACUCGUUAGAUGCUGUUUUCCGAAGCGCAGGCCGACUCGACCACGAGAUAAGCAUGGAUGCCCUGGAUGAGGAGGCCCGAAAAAUCCAGCUAGACGGCGAUUUCAACUCCGCUGCCUUUGCCAAAGCCACGCCUGGCUACGUAGGGGCAGAUCUAUCUGCGUUAACAGGCGCAGCUGGCGUCGGAGCCUCAUCGCUGUCAAACAUAUCUUCAAACAACUCACAAACGACACGCUCGUCCUUCUGGAAGCACCAGAACACAUCGGCCAAGAUACUCCCGUGGCAGUGGAUCCGUCACGAACGCCCCCAGCCGAUACCGCGCCAAGUAUAGUA